Molecule: messenger RNA, 558 nt
Organism: Vanrija pseudolonga
Lineage: Eukaryota; Fungi; Basidiomycota; Tremellomycetes; Trichosporonales; Trichosporonaceae
Gene: ndk-1
Product: Nucleoside diphosphate kinase
Exons: 7
Coding region: 29-487 (152 amino acids)
Biological process (GO): UTP biosynthetic process; GTP biosynthetic process; CTP biosynthetic process
Molecular function (GO): nucleoside diphosphate kinase activity
Source: RefSeq, a predicted model, not a curated record
CAACACAAACACCAAAACACAUCCAAAAAUGUCCACCUCCGAGCAGACCUACAUCAUGAUCAAGCCUGACGGCGUCCAGCGCGGCCUCGUCGGCGAGAUCAUUGCCCGCUUCGAGAAGCGCGGCUUCAAGCUCGCUGCCCUCAAGCUCGCCCAGCCCACCAAGGAGCACCUCGAGCAGCACUACGCCGACCUCAAGGACAAGCCCUUCUUCCCCAAGCUCAUCACCUACAUGCUUUCGGGCCCCGUCGUCUGCAUGGUCUGGGAGGGCCUUGACGCCGUCAAGACCGGCCGUGUCAUGCUCGGUGCCACCAACCCCCUCGCCUCGGCCCCUGGCACCAUCCGUGGUGACUACGCCCUCCAGACCGGCGCCAACGUCUGCCACGGCUCCGACUCGGUCGAGAACGGCCAGAAGGAGAUCGCUCUCUGGUUCCCCGAGGGCCUUACCCAGUGGACUGCCGCCAACAGCGCAUGGGUGUACGAGGCUUAAGUGCGUCGCAUCGUUCGCGCCUGCCUUUAUUACCUUUUGAGACCUGGAUAUGCACAUUGAUGAUGGUCUCG